Dipodomys ordii (Ord's kangaroo rat) is the source of this 1734-nucleotide messenger RNA. It is a transcript of the gene Prox2, whose product is annotated as prospero homeobox 2. Bases 1 to 1734 code for a protein of 577 amino acids. Gene Ontology annotation, biological process: regulation of transcription by RNA polymerase II. Gene Ontology annotation, molecular function: DNA-binding transcription factor activity, RNA polymerase II-specific; RNA polymerase II cis-regulatory region sequence-specific DNA binding. Gene Ontology annotation, cellular component: nucleus. The record is from RefSeq and is a predicted model, not a curated record. The transcript has 5 exons. Lineage: Eukaryota; Metazoa; Chordata; Mammalia; Rodentia; Heteromyidae.
AUGGAACCAACAGAAAGUGUGGCUGAAGGGCCUGUUUGUUAUCUGGCAGAACCCUGCAUGGCAGGUGAGAGAAGCCCAUCUUCCCAAGAGCUGGGAGGAGACUCCCCCUUUCCCUGGGCUCAGCUCCCCAGCUCUAGCCUUGCUGACCCUGACUGGCUUGGGGAUGAGCACAUCCGGGCAAAGAAGGCCAGGGUGGAGACCAUCGUCCGAGGCAUGUGUGUGUCCCCCAACCCUCUGGUACCAGGCAAUGGCCAAACCAGGAACAGUCCAUGUUGUCCAGAGAAGUUUCGAGAGCGGAAGAGGAAGCAGAGCCUUCCUAUCCAGCAAGGUCCCUUGAGGCCAGGCUCUGCCCAGGACCAGGGUAUGAGGAUGGGGAGUCCCCGAGUGAAAGAACAGCUGCACCUACUGAAGCAACAGCUCCGACAUCUGCAAGAGCACAUCGUGCAAGCUGCCAAGCCCAGGGCCCAAGCUCGGGGCCUAGGAGGCACCUUGAGUGCACCCCAGAAGAAUGGCUGCAGCUCUAGCUCCUGGGCAGCUGGCAGUGACCAGCACCAGGGAUCCAACAAGUACUUCUGUGGAGCAGAGACACGCAAGGUAGCUGAUGAUGGACACCAGUCUGAGAAGCCCAGGUGUCUUCCUUCCACAGCCCAGGCUUUGCUGGAGAUUCUGAGGAAGGAAGUGAUCAGCGUGGUAGCCCAGGCUGUGGAUUCAGUGUUCCAAAGGGUGCUAAUGGAUCUUCCAGACAACCUGCCCCAGCAAAGCAUCAGCUUCCAUAGGCCAGUAGCAGAGAGUAGAAGUGAGCAUUCACCUCCUGGAGGAGGUGACUAUAAAGAUCCACUUGCUCCAGCAUCUUUUCCCAGAAGGGUCCAGGCACAAGCUGGCAUCCCUUUAGAGAACUCAUCACUGACCAAGCCUCUAGAUUCUCCUAAAUACCCUAUCUCUCCAGGAAAGGUCCCCAAACCCUAUCAGGGUUCCCCAGCCAACUGUCCCUUCACUGUGCCUUCCUAUAUCCAGGAAAAUCAGGUUUAUAAUGGCUAUUGGAGCCAUGGUCGUCUCCAAGAUUCAUCUUCCCAAAGUCUCCCAUCCCCAGAGUCUUCUCUGCGUCCUUUGGUUUUGAACCAGCCCCACCUCUCCCUGCCUUUUAUGGCAGCCCAUCUGGAGAGCCAACUCCUUCCUCCCUCAGUGAAGAGAGAGCAGAGUGGCCGGCAAGCUGUCACCGACGUACUUCCUUUCUCUUCCAUUCACAUCCAGGAAGGCUUAAACCCUGGUCACCUGAAGAAGGCCAAACUAAUGUUUUUCUAUACGCGGUAUCCCAGCUCCAACCUCCUGAAGGCUUAUUUCCCUGAUGUUCAGUUCAACCGCUGCAUUACUUCUCAGAUGAUCAAGUGGUUCAGCAACUUUCGUGAGUUUUAUUACAUCCAAACGGAAAAAUUUGCUCGGCAAGCAAUUUCAGAUGGUGUCACAAAUCCCAAAAUGCUGGUGGUUCUCCGUGAUUCAGAACUUUUCCGAGCUCUAAAUAUGCACUAUAACAAGGGAAAUGACUUGGAGGUCCCGGACUGCUUCUUGGAAAUCACCGGCUUGACAUUACAGGAGUUCUUCAGGGCUGUCAUUGCAGGGAAAGACUCAGAUCCUUCCUGGAAGAAACCCAUUUACAAAAUUAUUUCCAAACUGGACAGUGACAUCCCAGAGAUAUUCAAAUCUCCCAGCUAUCCCCAGGAACUGUUUCAAAAUUAG